Bemisia tabaci is the source of this 2348-nucleotide messenger RNA. Lineage: Eukaryota; Metazoa; Arthropoda; Insecta; Hemiptera; Aleyrodidae. The record is from RefSeq and is a predicted model, not a curated record.
AAAAAUGGCCAAGGCACCAGCAAUUGGUAUUGAUUUAGGAACCACCUACUCAUGUGUGGGAGUGUUCCAGUAUGGAAAAGUUGAAAUCAUUGCCAAUGAUCAGGGCAACAGGACUACGCCUUCCUACGUGGCCUUCACUGAUACUGAACGUCUCAUCGGCGAUGCUGCUAAAAACCAAGUGGCAAUGAAUCCCAAUAACACCAUCUUUGAUGCAAAACGUCUCAUUGGUCGGCGGUUCGAUGAUGCAACCGUCCAGGCUGACAUGAAACACUGGCCAUUCACAGUAAUCAAUGACAACACCAAGCCAAAAAUUCAAGUAGAAUAUAAGGGUGAAGCUAAACAAUUCUUUCCUGAAGAGAUUUCCUCAAUGGUUCUAAUUAAAAUGAAGGAAACAGCUGAAGCUUAUUUGGGCAAAACGGUAACAAAUGCAGUAAUCACAGUUCCUGCGUAUUUCAAUGAUUCGCAGAGACAAGCCACAAAAGAUUCAGGAGCUAUCGCUGGCUUGAAUGUCCUUAGGAUAAUCAAUGAACCUACAGCUGCUGCCAUAGCGUAUGGUUUAGACAAGAAGGCCAGUGGAUCUGGAGAGCGCAACGUCCUCAUUUUUGACUUAGGUGGUGGUACUUUUGAUGUAUCUAUCUUAACUAUUGAAGAUGGAAUCUUUGAAGUCAAAUCAACCGCAGGAGAUACUCACCUGGGAGGAGAAGACUUUGAUAAUCGCAUGGUGAAUCACUUUGCCCAGGAGUUCAAACGCAAGUACAAGAAGGAUCUCACGACCAACAAAAGAGCAUUGAGGCGAUUAAGAACAGCCUGUGAAAAGGCUAAGCGUAUCCUCUCAUCCUCUAGUCAAACCAGCAUUGAAAUUGAUUCUCUCUUUGAAGGUAUCGACUUCUACACCUCCAUCACCAGAGCUAGAUUUGAAGAAUUAAAUGCUGAUCUCUUCAGAUCAACCAUGGAACCGGUUGAAAAGUCACUGCGUGAUGCUAAGAUGGACAAAGCACAGAUCCAUGAUAUCGUCUUGGUCGGUGGUUCCACACGUAUUCCCCGUGUUCAAAAGUUACUGCAAGACUUCUUCAAUGGUAAAGAACUGAAUAAAUCGAUCAAUCCUGAUGAAGCUGUUGCUUAUGGGGCUGCUGUCCAGGCAGCUAUCCUCCACGGAGACAAAUCUGAGGAAGUCCAGGACUUGCUGCUUCUUGAUGUUACACCAUUGUCUCUUGGUAUUGAGACUGCUGGUGGUGUCAUGACUGUCCUCAUCAAGCGUAACACAACCAUUCCUACCAAACAAACGCAAACUUUCACAACUUACUCCGACAAUCAACCUGGUGUGUUAAUCCAAGUUUAUGAAGGAGAACGCACGAUGACCAAGGACAACAAUCUCCUCGGGAAAUUCGAGCUAACAGGCAUUCCUCCCGCGCCAAGAGGUGUACCUCAAAUUGAAGUUACAUUCGAUAUUGAUGCCAAUGGUAUCCUGAACGUUACUGCCAUUGAAAAGUCCACUGGUAAAGAAAACAAAAUCACGAUCACAAAUGACAAAGGUCGGCUCAGCAAGGAAGAUAUUGAGAAAAUGGUGUCUGAUGCUGAAAAGUACAAGCACGAAGAUGAAAAGCAACGUCAGGUCAUCGCAGCCAAAAACUCCCUCGAGUCCUACUGCUUUAACAUGAAAAGCACCAUGGAGGAUGACAAACUGAAGGACAAGAUCAGCGAGUCUGAUAAGACAGCUAUCAUGGAGAAGUGCAACGAAGUUAUUCGCUGGCUCGACUCAAACCAACUGGCUGACAAAGAAGAAUUCGAACACAAGCAAAAGGAACUGGAAGCCCUGUGCAAUCCUAUCAUCACAAAGCUGUACCAAGGUGCCGGUGGCGCUGAGGGAAUGCCUGGUUUCCCUGGAGGCAUGCCAGGAGCUCCUGGGGCUGGUGGAGCCGGUGCUGCCGCUGGUGGCCCAACCAUUGAAGAAGUUGAUUAAACUCAUUUCUCCUAAGUAAUUUCCUUUCUCUUAUACUGUCAUCAAUUUACUUUCUAUGAAUUUAGUCUCUUCCUUCAAACCAUCCUGGAAGAGUUUCCUCAGACUAGUUAAUUGUUAAUACCUUCUUUGUUGUCAGCACUUUUUAUCAAAUAGCAUGUAAUGUUCUGCUUGUGUGGAAGUUCUCACAAAUGCUUUUAUAUUUUUUCUGCCAAUGGUGUCGAUAAAAUACUUUGACAACUGCUAUACAGGACAUCAGUGCAUACAACACCGAAUUUUUCAACAAAUUUUAAAUUUUCCCAUUGUCCAGUUAAGAACAUCCUUUUAAUUUUUAAUGCCUUUCUUCUAAUUUCGGAUCAUGGAUGCCAUCAAUAAAACUAAUUCAUUUUAU